Messenger RNA from Diceros bicornis minor, 311 nucleotides. Its product is annotated as phosphatidylinositol N-acetylglucosaminyltransferase subunit Y-like. Lineage: Eukaryota; Metazoa; Chordata; Mammalia; Perissodactyla; Rhinocerotidae. The coding region runs from base 84 to 299 and encodes 71 amino acids. The record is from RefSeq and is a predicted model, not a curated record. The transcript has a single exon.
ACCACCACACACACGCCAACUAAAUACCCUCCACCUUUUAAAAAGUCAGGGUGGCGGGUACGGGUAAUAAGUGGGGGAGAAGAAUGUUUCUGUCUCUUCCUACACUGACUGUCCUUGUUCCUCUGGUCUCUUUAGCAGGACUGUUCUACUCGGCCUCUGUGGAAGAAAACUUCCCACAGGGCUGCACUAGCACCACCAGCCUGUGCUUUCACAGUCUACUCUUGCCCAUUACCAUACCAGUUUAUGUAUUCUUCCACGUUUGGACUUGGAUGGGUAUUAAACUCUUCAGGCAAAAUUAAUGCAGCCAGAGC